AUGGAGUCAGUGAAUAUAAGAGUGGGAAGCUCCGACGUUGCAAGCGGCGGCAAAACAUACAGUUCAAGAAUACUUGUUAGACAUCCAAAAUACAACGCUAGGACUAGUGACUACGACAUUGCUGUAAUUAAACUGUUCAGACGCAUUACGAUAGAUGGCAGAAAUACUACAACGAUUAACUUGCCUUCGAGUAAUUGCGCUGUAUCUCCGGGGACAAACUUGACUGUCACAGGUUGGGGUGAUACCAGUGAAAACGGAGACACGAGUGACACUUUAAUGGCUGUUAAUAUUAAUGCAGUAUCCGACGAUGAGUGCAAACAAUCAUAUUCAAAUUUAACUCCGCGAAUGAUUUGCGCUGGUGUUCCUGAAGGUGGAAAAGAUUCGUGCCAGGGUGAUUCAGGUGGACCACUAGUUAGAACUGGAUCUAAAACACAAGUGGGAGUUGUAUCGUUUGGUGCAGGAUGUGCAAGGCCUAAUACACCAGGUGUUUACAGCAAUUUAUGCAACCCAGAUAUUCAAAAAUGGAUCAAACAAAUGGGAUGUGCUUAA
Messenger RNA from Parnassius mnemosyne (clouded apollo), 549 nucleotides. The record is from the annotation of a GenBank genome assembly. NCBI's taxonomy places the organism in Eukaryota, Metazoa, Arthropoda, Insecta, Lepidoptera, Papilionidae.